CCUAAAGCAGGCCUCAUACCCGCUUCGUGGAAACGCCCCCUCCAUUACUCGACACGCUUCGAAGCCUCGUAACAUCACUAGUGGAUGGAAGUGAACCCACCUGAGCCAUGGCAGACUGGAAGAAAAAGAUAAACUACAACUACAACACUCCUUUUCAUGCCUACGCGUACGACAUAAUGUACCUGCCCGGGUCCGAGCAGAACCACAGCAACUUGACCAGCUGGGGCGAAGGCACAUUCAGCGACCUGAGCAACUACAACGCCGGGGUACCACCGGACUGGUACUCCGCCGCCAAGACCGAGGACGGGUCUGCGCCUCCCACCACGGAGCAGAAUGCCGUUAACGGUCACUGCCACUACCAGGGCUCCGGGGAUGUGUAUAUCGGGGAGUCCCAGACCGGCCGCGUGCUGCUGACCGGACCCCAGCAGGCUGCAGACGAAGCCCGGGAGAACGAAGUGGGACGGCCCGGGAGCGACACCAUUAGCGAUAUCGAGACGCACAAUUCACCAGAGUCCUGUAGCUCCAGCAGCAGCAGCAAGGAGGGGAGCCUCCCCCUGGCAGACCCUGCUACAUGGGUCAAGAAAGACCUUCUUGAGGAGGUCAGCAGAAAGGGCCCUGAUGCCAACAGGACCAUCUCCUGCUCCCUGAUAGAGGAGUCAAAAGUGUUGGCCACCACUGAAGGCGAGGGCACCAACGACGACACCUCUGCACCACCUUUAACCGACCCAAAGAAGCAAGACGCAGCCGGCGUAAACAAUCCUAAAGGAAGGGUCCGGACAGCCUUCUCAGAGAGACAAAUGAGCACACUUGUCCAGCGUUUCAAUUUGCAGAGGUACCUCACCCCGUCUGAGAUGAAGAGCCUGGCCGAGCUGACAGGCCUGACCUACAAACAGGUGAAGACUUGGUUUCAGAACCGAAGGAUGAAGCUGAGGAGACACCAGAAGGACACCACCUGGGCGUCGGAGCACCAUUCUGUCAAGGAAAACAUUUACUCCAACAUGCCCUCUCAUAAGCCACCAUAUCAGGGAGAGGCGCGCCCUCCGCUCAGGGAGCAUUUCAACCAGCAUAUGAUGGAGGCGACCUUCAAUAAGACUACUCCACAGAGCCUGCCCUUCUUUAUGGCUGCCAUGGGCUCUGCUGCUGGAUCUCCCUGGUAUCCCCCCUGGUCCUCUACAUCACCGCACGCCGCAGUGCCCAACAGGCCCCAGGUGACCGGCUGGUCCGUGCCACCAGGUGUCAGUCAUUAUGAUUACAACCCCGGCGCGUUCAACCUGGCCGGUGUCAACAUUGUGAACAACAUUGGGCACGGCCCAAGCUUUGAAAGCAAAGAUGGAGAGCCUAUUGGCCAGAGCACCAUGAAUACUGCUGCCAUGGUACACAACGGCGGCCUGUAGUCGAUGUUUGAGCUGAUCAUUUUAUGAGUUUUUUCAUAAAUGUUUUCUAAUGCCUGUGUUUUGAUUCUAUUAUGUGCCUUAUUCCUACAAGUGUUAAAGGGUUUUACUUUAUAUAUGCACCUUUUUAAUGUGUAUUGGUGUCUUCAUUGUGCCAAGUACUGAUUGAGAUCUGAUGUGGAGACAUUUCAAAGCAUUUGUUUUCUAUGAAUACAUAUUUGAUUUGGCAAAUUAAAAAAUUGUCUUUGUUGCAUUUAACAUAUAUAUUGCUUCAUAAUUUUCAUGUCUUCUGUAUAUAUCUACAGCAUAAAAAUAAAGAAAAAAACAUUGAAAG
Molecule: messenger RNA, 1725 nt
Organism: Acanthochromis polyacanthus (spiny chromis)
Lineage: Eukaryota; Metazoa; Chordata; Actinopteri; Pomacentridae
Product: homeobox protein Hox-B1a-like
Exons: 5
Coding region: 108-1394 (428 amino acids)
Biological process (GO): cell differentiation; regulation of transcription by RNA polymerase II
Cellular component (GO): nucleus
Molecular function (GO): DNA-binding transcription factor activity, RNA polymerase II-specific; RNA polymerase II cis-regulatory region sequence-specific DNA binding
Source: RefSeq, a predicted model, not a curated record